Molecule: messenger RNA, 1661 nt
Organism: Coffea eugenioides
Lineage: Eukaryota; Viridiplantae; Streptophyta; Magnoliopsida; Gentianales; Rubiaceae
Exons: 8
Coding region: 81-1175 (364 amino acids)
Molecular function (GO): catalytic activity
Source: RefSeq, a predicted model, not a curated record
UGAAAAUUUUGCUUAGCAAUCACUGAGCCAGCCACCGCUGCUCACUGAAAAGUGAAUACUACUACUACUGCAAGUACAAAAUGUCAAAUUUCAGCAGGUUUCUGUUCACGAACGGCGUCGUAGUUCCUCCGGCCGACACACCCCCGGUUGCAACCUUACUGCAAUCUUGUCCCGGUGCAUAUACGACAAGUCGUACUCACAAUAAUGGGGCGGAAAUCAUGUUUUGGCAAAGACAUUUAUCCAGGCUCUCAAAUUCUGUUAAAGUCCUUUUGAAUUCCAGGCCCGAACUUUUGUUUAAAGCUGGAGAAGAUAUGGUACCUUUUGUUAAAGUGUCAGAGAAAUCUUUGAAAUGGGAUCUCGUCAUUCGUGCUCUAGUCAAUGAUUCGAUGGGAAAAGCUUUGCCUUUUGUGCUGAAAGAGAGGAAAUGUGGGGAGGAAAUGUCGAUUACGACACUAGUGAGUGGAAAUUUGGAGUCUUUAAGGGAGAUUGAGGACGUCAAUGAGGAAAGACUGAAAGCAGUCUUUGAUGUUUAUUUGCAUUUUGGUGGCUAUGUUCCCCGUGUUUUUGGAAUCCAAGGAAAUGGUGCGCGUUUAGCUGUGGUGGGACGCGGUAGGGAUAUCGCUAAUGCAAAGUAUUCGGAUUGGGUGAGGCUUAGGAAGGAUUUGGAGAAGCUGAGGCCACCUUCAACUACUGAGCUUCUAUUGUCAAACAAUGGUGAUCACAUCUUAGAAGGAUGCCUAACGAAUUUCUUUGUUGUUUGUGGCAAGGAUGAAUGUGGAGAGAUUUAUGAGCAGAAUGAUUUCGACUAUGAAAGAUCUGUCGAAGUACAGACAGCUGCUGUUAGUGAAGGUGUGCUUCCUGGAGUUAUACGCCAAGUAAUAAUUGAGAUAUGCUUGAGGAAUGGGAUCCCGUUUAGAGAAGUUGCGCCAUCAUGGUCACAGCAUAACAUGUGGAGAGAAGCAUUCAUUACAAAUAGCUUGAGAAUUAUAGAACAUGUAGAGACAAUUCUAGUCCCAAGUUCAUGGAAAUCCAUGGAAUCAAAAACUUCAACGGAAAUAAGAUGGGAGGAGAAACAAUUUGAGGUCACUCCCGGGAGGGUAACAUCAAUAAUACAGAAGGAGGUAAUGGAAAUAGCAGGAUUUGAAGCAUACCCAGUUGCUUUAUGCAAAGACUGAUACUCUUGCAUGGUCGAGGGAACAACGAUGAGGCAACAUAUUAAAAGCUAAGAACACGUUUAUAAUGGGUUAUCAAAAGGCUGCAUACAUCUGUAAGCUGUGAGAGGGAAAUGGAGUAUCAGAAUUACCAUAUAUGAUGGUGGCCACUAUGAGAUUCAAUGCUUGACAAAUCUGAUGAAUACUGUGGUGUUAUGAUCUUCUCGACAGACAUGUACGACUCAGAUGCCAUUUAUGGAUAUUAUACCAUCUUAUGAUUUUAUGCAAUACUGAUGAAUAGGGUGGUCUCAUGAUCUUAGUACAUGUCUGGCUUUCUCCCUGUUUGUCAUUUUAGGGAGAGAUUAGAUAGAUGUACGAAGCAAAUGUCUCAAAAUUUUAAGACUCUGUGUAUUGUGCCAUCUGAAAACGCAAACCGAACUAAGACAAUGGCCUCAAUAUCUCAAGAAAAUAGUAUGAAUUCAACUUCUAUGCAUUCUUUUUCUCUUUGUA